UCUGGAAACCGUCGUGGCAACGUCGUUCGCUUAUGUUUAUAAUUGUAAAAAUAAUUCGUUGAUCAAUUCUAAUAGAAAAUUAGAUUCGAAAACCGAAUAAUGAAAGAGUGUAAUCCAUAUUUGGCUUCAGACGCAAUGGUUCUACUGAAUACGGAAAAGAAAUUAAACUCUUCAUCUCUAUGCUUUGAUAAAUAUGAUUUCAUGAAGAAAAACUUCUCAGUGGAUAAGUUUUUACAUAAAAAUCGCAAUGCUCCAAGCUUAGAACAAUUACGAGACGAUUUAGGGAUAUAUCUAAAAGAUUUGCGCGCAUCUAUGAUCGAUCUUAUUAAUGAAGAUUAUGCUGACUUCGUUAGUUUGUCAGCCAACUUGGUGGGAUUAGAUCAAUCUAUUGCAAAUAUAGAAAAUCCAUUGCUACAAUUUCGUAAAGAAAUUGAUAAUAUCAGAUCACUUCUUAACGAAUGUACUUUCGGGGUACGCCAACAUUUGGAUAAGAAACAACAAUUUCGCAUUCAGAAGCGUAAUUUGCGAUGUUACCAAAAGGUAGAUGAAACAAUCAAUAAACUGGGAAAACUAUUGGAGAACCAAUUAAAAGAAAACAUCAAACCAGUUGACUUAGAGCGUGCAGCGUUAGAACUAAUACAGUUACAAUUUAAUCAACAAUUUUGUUUGGAUAUUCUUAAUGAUGAACAAAAGAAAACUUGCGAAAUAUUGCAAAAUGAAGUAUUAGCUAAAUUAAGAAUAUUAAUGAAAGAUGCACUAAAAACUUCAAAUAGUACUUGUUCUGAAUUAUUAGAAAGAUGUCUAAGAAUUUACAUAACACUUGAUUCUUGUCAAAUAGCAGAGCAAGUGUUUCGCGAAGAUAUUGUUGCCCCUUAUAUGAAUGCUAAUAUUUCGGAAUAUUGCUUACAAAAUUCUCCUCAAGGACUAUCAGGAAUAUAUGGAAAAAUUUUAAAUUUUAUAUCGCUCCAUAUGACCGAUUUAUUACGUUUGACACACUAUACGGAUAAGCUUAGUGGUUUUAACUUUUUGGUAAAUAGUUUUUGGGCUGAUGUAGAAAUGCGUUUAGAAACACAUAUGUCGUCAAUUUUCGCACCCGGAAAUUCUGAUAGUUUUUAUAUAAAAUAUAAAUGCACUCGAGAUUUUAUAUCAAAGAUUGAAGAGCUUCUGGAUAAUGCAGACGCAGUAAAACUUUUCAGAGAACAUAAACAAACAAAAAGUUUUCAAUCCCGAUGGAAUCUGCCCGUAUAUUUUCAGAUUUGUUUUCAGGAGAUAGCCGGAGAGUUUGAAAAUUCAUUGGAACCAGUUCUACAUAGCGGUCUAAAAAAUUCUAAACUUGUAGAUACUCGAUAUCAGUUAGAUCCAUUUAAUAGUGCAAUCAAAGCUAUAGAACAAUGCUGGAAAGAAGGUGUAUACCUUGUCGAAAUAUUUGAGAAAUUUUAUAAGUUAAACGUACAAAUAUUUCUACGCCUUUCCCGAUGGAUAUCCGAUGUAAUAUACCUCACUACUAAUCAAAAUACGAAGCACCCAUCCCAAAUACCCUCUCAAAUCAACAAAACCGAUAUAUUAAUUGCACUAUAUGGAGAUAUACUAAAACUUAUAGAAAUAAUGCCUCAACUACAGAAAAUUAUAAAUGCAAACUUACCAAAUGAGCUCCAAACCGUAACCAGUGUUGGCGAUGUUAUUGAUAAAUCUUUCAAAGACAUAGAAGACACAUUUAAAAGUCAUUUGUCUGCUGUAGAGAAUGCACUUGUCAAUAUUUUAAUAGCGGAGAGCGGUAAAGAAAGUGUUCGUCAAGUAAAAGAAUUGCCACGAUUAUAUAGGAAAACAAAUCGCGAUACACCAACAAAAUCAUCUCCGUAUAUUGAUCAAAUGAUACGAUCAUUGAAAUCAUUCCAAAGUGAACAGAGCUUUCAACUUGAUAAAAAAGUUGUAACUGAAAUUUUAUUGAAAGUUUCCUCGGCGAUAACCAAAGAUUACUGCGCUGCUGUUAAAGACGUUCUCACAUCAGUGCAGAAAACGGAGGAAUCAUUAAGACGUUUGCGCAAUCUUAAAUCUGGAAGUGCACCUGUCGUUACAACGGGCACAACAACGGUAUCCGAUGAUGAUAAAAUACGAUUACAACUUCAUGUUGAUGUUAUUGCAUGGACAGGAGAACUAGCGAAAUUGGGCUUAAUGCCAUCUCAAGUUGAGGAUUUGUUAGCAUUAAAUAGUAUCGUAGAAACUAGCACGAAAAUGAAGGAAAACAACGAAAACGAAUAGACAAUAAUAAUCAUAAUAUGUGGAACUUAUAAGCAAGGUACUUUUACGACGCAAAGAUUUGAUUGAAAUUGAUCUACCAUGUCAUGGUGGAAUAAUGAUAAGGUGUAAUAACGGCUGUUGCUUGAUGUAAUUUUAACAUCGUCACGCUCUUUUGAAGAGUUGAUAGUUUUUCUUUUAGCAUUAUUCUUUAUUUCGAUUACGUUCCGUAUUCCAAUCCGCAAGAAUCGUACUUUGGUAUUCCGAGUUAAGAUCGAAUCGAAAGGAAAAAAUUUGGAAUGUGUGAAACUGAUGCACAACAAAGCUAGAAGGCAAAAACUAUUGAUACUUAAAUAAAAUCAAUAAAAAUAUAAUCACUUUUUUAAAAUAGUAUUCGAGACAUAUUCUAUUCGUUUUAGAAGUUUAGAAGAAAUGGAUACAGUAAAAUAAAUAUGUAUUUUUUAUUUAAAAUUUUGUAUGUAUUCCACAACAGAAAUUUAAAAAAAAAAUUAAUAGCACUCAGUUCAUUUCAGGGUUCUGUAUAUAAAGCAAAAAAUUCUUAAAUAAAAUGAAAUGUAUGGU
Ceratitis capitata (Mediterranean fruit fly) is the source of this 2817-nucleotide messenger RNA. RefSeq names its product conserved oligomeric Golgi complex subunit 2 (gene Cog2). The transcript has 4 exons. The record is from RefSeq and is a predicted model, not a curated record. The coding region runs from base 100 to 2259 and encodes 719 amino acids. Gene Ontology annotation, cellular component: COG complex; membrane. NCBI's taxonomy places the organism in Eukaryota, Metazoa, Arthropoda, Insecta, Diptera, Tephritidae. Gene Ontology annotation, biological process: intra-Golgi vesicle-mediated transport; protein transport; Golgi organization.